Molecule: messenger RNA, 1242 nt
Organism: Phaedon cochleariae (mustard beetle)
Lineage: Eukaryota; Metazoa; Arthropoda; Insecta; Coleoptera; Chrysomelidae
Source: the annotation of a GenBank genome assembly
CCGGGAUGCUGUCCGUCCAUGGACUCGGUCCGCAUCGCAUCGCAGUCGGCGGAACGUCAACCGCCUCCGGAGACAAGCCGUUGCGGCAGCGGUGGCAAGCCCCGGCCGCUGGCCAGCAAGCAGCUGAGUGCCGCCUCCAGACAGUCGGCUGAGCCGCAGUUCGCCGUGCUGCCUCUGGCUGCGGCAUACCAGCCCAGUAGGAAAAAGGAGGAAGCUCGCGCUCUACAAAACCUGAGAAGAAGACUUCAGGCUGUGAGGGUCCUCCAAGCUAACAGAGCUGAGCCCAUCGAGGCUUCUUGUGCCAAUAAUAAUCUUAGUCCAGAAGAAAUUGAUAGUAGGCCUUUUCUGCUUCAAAAGAUUCUAACGAACCGUCCAAUGAGCAUGGUGCUUGACAUUUCGGAGAUACGCACAGCCUGGCAGGAUAGCGAUUUCAUCACCGAUUGCCUAUGUUGGCACAACGUUUAUCGCCAAAGACAUGCCGCAUCGCCCUUAACAAUGUCUUCGGAGCUUUGUUAUCUUGCUCAAACCUGGGCGAAUCAUCUAGCUCACACUAAUAAAUUUUACUAUCGAAACGAUAAGGACAUAGGCCAAAACCUUUUUUGUAAACCUUCCAACGGACUGGUACAGGAAGUCUCAGGCCAAGAAGUUGCUACUUACUGGUACUCGGCAGUUCGGCAUUACGAUUAUGGCAAUAAGGAACCAGACUGCUCACAUACCAAUGUCAAUGCAGGACAUUUUACUCAAAUGGUGUGGGCUUCCACCCGCCUAUUCGGGAUAGGGAAGGCCCGCUCUCGCUCCGGAAAGCUGGUGGUGGUAGCUCAUUACGCACCACCUGGGAAUGUUCCGGGCUUUUACAUGGACAACGUGCUGCCACCUUGCGAGGACUAUCCUCGGCUGCCGCCACCUAGAUUAUUGAUGACUACGGCGACCAGCAGCACUACGGGCUCGAGUUGUGUCACAUCGCCCAGCACCUGAAUAUAUAGGGUGUGAUGGGUGUUAUAUCCGUGAUGGCCUAGUUAACACAAACAUCCCUGGAUGUCACAUUCAUGUCUCACUUAACAUUGCGAAUUACAAAAAAACAUCAUUGGUAUUGCCAGGAGACUCUUCAUUUUAGAAAACAUUCGAAAUAUUCGUCAUAUUUAAUUGGAUUUGAAACCAAAAUUGAAAGUGAAUCUGUGAAGCUCCCAAACAACCCAGCAAACACAGUUACAUCACAGCGAUAUCGCAGUGUUGUAACAAUUG